AAGCAACAACAACAACAACAAAACAACAAGACAACAACAACAACAAAAUCAGAAAGAGAGAAAAAGAGUCAAAGACAAAGACAGCGACAGCGACAGAGACAAAGACAAAGAAACCUCAGUGACGUCAUUAUCUCCAACAGAACCAGUGACGUCAUUAUCUCCAACAGAACCCCAAACUUCAACAACGUCGCCAUCGCCAACAGAAUCACAGGCCGACCGCCAUCACAGCCCCACCAUCUCCAACAGCGCCCCAGCCCGACCGCCACCACCCCCACCAUCGCCAACAGCGCCCCAGCCCGACCUCCACCACAGCCCCACCAUCUCCAACAGCGCCCCAGCCCGACCUCCACCACAGCCCCACCAUCGCCAACAGAGCCCAAGCCCGACCUCCACCACAGCUCCACCAUCUCCAACAGGCCCAGCCGCUCCAACACACCCCACCACGGCAACAACCCACACCGCCCGCCACCACAGCCCCACCAUCCCAACGGGCCCCCCAGCCGCCCCCCACAGCCCCCACCAUCUCACAGAAUCACGCCCGCCCGCACACGCCCCCCCAUCAAAAAAGGCCCCACCAUCUCCAACAGACACAGCCCGCCCGCCACCACAGCCCACCAUCUCCAACAACACCACAGCCCGACCGCCACCACAGCCCCACCAUCGCCAACAGCACCAAAGCCCGACCGGCACCACGGCCCACCAGCCAACACACCACAGCCCGCCGCCCCCACAGCCACCAUCCCAAACAGCACACAGCCGACGCCACACGCCACCUCUCCAACAGCACCACAGCCCACCAUCUCAACAGCACCCAGCCCGACCGCCACCACAGCCCCCCUCUCAACAGCACACAGCCCGCCGCCACCAGCCACCAUUUCCAACAGACACAGCCCGCCGUGCCACCACAGCCCAACCACUCCAGCAGGCCCCACCCCGCGCCACCACAGCCCCACCAUCUCCAGCAGCGCCCCAGCGCCGCCACCAAAAGCCCCACUCCAAGCACACAGCCGCCCCAUCACGCCCCAAUUCAAACGCACACAGCCCGCCCGCCACCACAGCCCACCAUCUCCAGCAGCGCCCAGCCCGCCCGCCAUCACAGCCCCACUUUUCCCAAACAGCACACAGCCCGCCCGCCACCACGCCCCACCACCCUCCAACAGCACCACAGCCCGCCCGCCACCACAGCCCCACCAUCUCCAACAGCACCACAGCCCGCCCGCCACCACAGCCCCACCAUUUCCAACAGCACCACAGCCCGCCCGCCACCACAGCCCCACCAUUUUCCCCGCACCACACCCCGCCGCCACCACGCCCACCAUCCCAACAGCAAACACAGGCCCCACCAAUCUCCAACAGCACACAGCCGACGCCACACGCACCACUCCAGCGCGCCCCACCCCGCCGCCCCGCCAGCAGGUGCAGCAGCGGGGGCCCCCCUCCCCCACCGCCCCCCGCCAUUAA
Molecule: messenger RNA, 1461 nt
Organism: Penaeus chinensis
Lineage: Eukaryota; Metazoa; Arthropoda; Malacostraca; Decapoda; Penaeidae
Product: extensin-like
Exons: 5
Source: RefSeq, a predicted model, not a curated record